AUGGGGACUGCAGCUGCGGCAGCGGCGACGGCGGCGGCCGGGGAGGGGGCGCGCAGCCCGAGCCCCGCCGCUGUGUCGCUCGGCCUGGGCGUGGCCGUCGUCUCAAGCCUGGUGAAUGGGUCCACGUUCGUGCUGCAGAAGAAGGGCAUCGUGCGCGCCAAGCGGCGAGGUACCUCCUAUCUAACAGACAUUGUCUGGUGGGCCGGCACCAUUGCAAUGGCUGUUGGCCAGAUUGGAAACUUCCUGGCUUACACGGCAGUCCCCACGGUCCUGGUGACUCCCCUGGGUGCCCUUGGAGUGCCGUUCGGGUCCAUUUUAGCUUCUUACCUUCUGAAGGAAAAGCUCAACAUCUUGGGCAAGCUGGGGUGUCUGCUAAGCUGCGCAGGUUCCGUCGUGCUGAUUAUCCACUCCCCGAAGUCUGAAAGCGUGACGACCCAGGCGGAGCUGGAGGAGAAACUGACCAAUCCAGUGUUCGUGGGCUACCUGUGCAUUGUCCUGCUCAUGCUUCUGCUGCUUAUCUUCUGGAUAGCGCCGGCCCAUGGGCCCACCAACAUCAUGGUCUACAUCAGUAUCUGCUCCUUGCUGGGCAGUUUCACCGUGCCUUCCACCAAGGGCAUCGGGCUGGCGGCCCAAGACAUCUUGCACAACAACCCGUCCAGUCAGAGAGCCCUGUGCCUGUGCCUGGUGCUCCUGGCUGUGCUUGGCUGCAGCAUCAUCGUCCAGUUCAGGUACAUCAACAAGGCCCUGGAGUGCUUCGAUUCCUCGGUGUUUGGGGCUAUCUAUUAUGUCGUGUUCACCACGCUGGUCCUGCUGGCCUCAGCCAUCCUCUUCCGGGAGUGGAGCAAUGUGGGCCUGGUGGACUUCUUGGGGAUGGCCUGUGGAUUCACAACUGUCUCCGUGGGGAUUGUCCUUAUACAGGUGUUCAAAGAGUUCAAUUUCAACCUUGGGGAGAUGAACAAAUCUAACAUGAAAACAGACUAGGAUGCAACAGGAGGUUGGGUGGCUCGAGGAAUGGGCAUUGGAGGUGGUUUCUGAUCCUGCCUGGAAGUGAAGUAGAAGAGACCCUCGAUCACUAAUGUUAGAGUUGCCUGUAUACUAACAAGUGGGCCAGUGGACACGGGGGAGCGUGGCUUGGCACCAGAGCGGGGGCCCAGCCCUCUGCAGCCCAAAGUCCCCCAAAGUUGCCUGGGUGCCAUCUCUCUCUGAUGAGACGAAUCUCAUUUUCAUUUCCAUUAAUCUGGACGCUUUCAUGAAUAUUCUUUUAAAACAUUUUCACAUUAUUUAAAC
Messenger RNA from Propithecus coquereli (Coquerel's sifaka), 1287 nucleotides. RefSeq names its product non imprinted in Prader-Willi/Angelman syndrome 1 (gene NIPA1). Bases 1 to 981 code for a protein of 326 amino acids. The transcript is spliced from 5 exons. Gene Ontology annotation, biological process: magnesium ion transport. Gene Ontology annotation, cellular component: membrane. NCBI's taxonomy places the organism in Eukaryota, Metazoa, Chordata, Mammalia, Primates, Indriidae. Gene Ontology annotation, molecular function: magnesium ion transmembrane transporter activity. The record is from RefSeq and is a predicted model, not a curated record.